Messenger RNA from Colletotrichum tamarilloi, 456 nucleotides. RefSeq lists its product as uncharacterized. The coding region runs from base 1 to 456 and encodes 151 amino acids. NCBI's taxonomy places the organism in Eukaryota, Fungi, Ascomycota, Sordariomycetes, Glomerellales, Glomerellaceae. The record is from RefSeq and is a predicted model, not a curated record. The transcript has 3 exons.
AUGGUCAGGCGUAGAAGUGUCCCAGGCUUCGGCGACUGCCUAUCAUCGGCGCAUGGUGUGUCGUGGCCGAAUCGACAGGCAAACCGGCUGAUUCUCGCGGACACGGCGCGGCGCAUCAAGAAGGCCAGAGGGGAUCACGCUCACGGCGCCGUUGUCAUGAGCGACUGCAUUCCGGCGGCGAAGCUUGGGUCAAAUGCGAUGUCUAUGCCCCUCCUCUCAAUACCCGGUGGCAUUAGCCGGGCCGUCGUGACCGGACAAGGCAUGGGCGAGAGUACGAAUGAUGGUAGACCGCUUUAUACUUUGCCGGAGUGCAGCGGCAUCGUCUUACACCCGCGCAUUUUUGUGCUCGACUCCCAGGGCAGCAGAGUGGCCAGCAAGGACGAAGACCUGCGGAUGCCUUUGACUAUCUUUGGUGCGGAAACGGGCAAGGACCCGGAUAAGGAGGAUUCAUGGUGA